Penicillium soppii is the source of this 897-nucleotide messenger RNA. It is a transcript of the gene sod4, whose product is annotated as mitochondrial 37S ribosomal protein mS42. The transcript has 4 exons. Gene Ontology annotation, molecular function: metal ion binding; superoxide dismutase activity. Bases 1 to 897 code for a protein of 298 amino acids. Lineage: Eukaryota; Fungi; Ascomycota; Eurotiomycetes; Eurotiales; Aspergillaceae. Gene Ontology annotation, biological process: superoxide metabolic process. The record is from RefSeq and is a predicted model, not a curated record.
AUGUUCAGUCGAUUUGUCCGGCCGCAGAGCGCUUUGCGCGUAGCGUCCUCUUUCUCCCCUAAACCCACCUCCGCCCUCUCACGCUUCCAGACCCGUGCCAUUCAUCGCGUUCCCCAAUUGCAGCACGAUGCCCAUUAUAAGGAGAAUGGUGUCCCAGAGUUCCUCUCGCCCGAGGCAUUCGACUUCGCCUGGACUCAAUACCAGACUCUGCUCGUUGACAAGCUCAAUCUGUUGACACAAGACACCGUCGAUGCCGAUGCCAAACCCGGAGAAUUGCUGGUCAAGUACUCCCGGCGUCCGGAGAUGGCCUCGGUCUUCAACUAUGCCUCAAUGGCCCACAACAACCACUUCUUCUUCAACUGCCUGUCCCCCACCGCCACCACCAUUCCCGACAGAUUUGCCAAGGACAUCGUCGACACCUGUUCCUCCGUUGAGUCCUUGAAGUUGGAUUUCCUGGCCACAGCAAGCUCAAUGUUCGGCCCCGGCUUCGUGUGGCUCGCCAAGAACCUCGAGCGCGAAGGCCUGAUGCACAUCUUCUGCACCUACAGCGCUGGCUCACCCUACCCAGCCGCCCACUCCCGUCGUCAACCCCUCGAUAUGUCCACCCACACCCCCGAGACCCAACUAGGCAACCAGUUCGCCGGAUCCAUGGGUGCCCACGCUCAGAACCAGAAGAGUCUUGCACCCGGCGCCGUCGACAUCCAGCCCAUCCUUUGCGUUAACACCUGGGAGCACGCGUGGAUGAUGGACUACGGUAUUGCCGGCAAGGACGAGUACCUGGAGCGCUGGUGGGAUCGGAUUAACUGGGAUGUGGUCUUUGACAACUACAACGCCGUUGGCUCGCAGAAGGGCUCCCGGAGCUCCAUUACCCGGAAUCGGAGUAUGAGUAUGCUUUAA